Amyelois transitella is the source of this 3526-nucleotide messenger RNA. Its product is annotated as probable serine/threonine-protein kinase clkA. The record is from RefSeq and is a predicted model, not a curated record. The transcript has a single exon. The coding region runs from base 116 to 2698 and encodes 860 amino acids. NCBI's taxonomy places the organism in Eukaryota, Metazoa, Arthropoda, Insecta, Lepidoptera, Pyralidae.
AGACACUUAUUAUGUCACCUUUAGCACAGUCACAGAAGAAACCAACAACGUUACGACCAUAGUACGACAUUACCUUCUGAUUUUAAACUACAUCCCUCCUAUUUUCUCUGAAUUAAUGAUGUGUUCUACAAUAACAACCAAUUGGGAUUUUUAUCAACCAGUCUCAAUCGGCGCCAUGGCGCGCUGUGUCGUUUUGUUGGGUCUUUUACUGUUUAUUUUCCUCACUAGUGCUGAAUGUAGGAGGGGAGGAGGAGGACACUCUUCGGGAAGUCAUUCUCACUCCCACUCAAGCUCUGGACACUCCGGAAGCAGCCACUCAUAUGGGAGCCAUAGUUAUGGUAGUGGAAGUUACGGAAGUAGCAGCUAUGGACACAGCAGUCAUACGAGCUUCAGUUACCCGUCGUGGUUUACAGGAUCCUCGAGUUCUGGAAGUAAACCAUCCACCGGAACCAACUCAGGGUCAUAUAGCAGUCACACGGGUUUGAGUAUCCCGACCUGGUUCACAUCUUCGUCAAGUUCCUCUGGGAAUAGACCAUCAACCGGGACAAGUUCAGGUCAUAGUUACCCAGGAUCGUCAGGACUAUCUGGGUCUAAUAAGCCAAGUUCAGUGAGUUCUGGACACAGUUACCCAGCGGCCCCAGAACUAUCUGGCUCUAACAAGCCCAGUGCUGUUAGUUCUGGGAACAGUUAUCCAUCGUCGCCAGGACUAUCUGGGUCUAAUCAACCAAAUGCAGUGAAUUCCGGUCAUAGCUACCCAGGAUCGUCAGGACUCUCCGGGUCCAACAAACCAAGUGCAGUGAGUUCAGAUCACAGCCUCCCAGGAUCUUCGGACUUAUCAGGUCAAAAUUACCCCGCAACUAAUGGAUUAGCCGGGUCUAACAAGCCAAGUUACUCAGCAAAUUUCGGACUCAGUUAUCCGACAUCUCCUGGACAUUUUGGUGGAUCAAAUUUGAAACCAAGUCAACAAAGUUUUGCGAAUUCACCACUCUCCUUAACGCCAUUAGGGUCCGCAUCAAAGCCAUCAGCUCCGGCUGCCCCAAGUCUCUCAGGAAGUAAUCACGGUUACCCACCAUCGAAACCUGUAACACAAGUAAAGCCGUUACCAACAUAUUCUUCAAACCCUCCAUCUAACCCAAGUUAUCCAUCUUCUCAAUCAGGUUUAUCAGGAAAUAGUAAACCUAGUAUUUAUCAGCCUUCUGUCACAUCAGCAUCUGUUUCAAAACCAACUUCUAAUCUAUAUCCGCCUUCUGCAGGAAUAUCAGGAUCUAACUCGAAGCCUGCCUUUAACUAUCCAAUAAAUACAGGAGCAUCAUCUGGUCAUAGCUAUCCUAACUCCCCUGGCUUAUCUGGAGCUGGACAUAAACCAACAAUGAACAACAACCGUUACGUGCCACCAUCAACAGUUGGCUCUUCUGCCCCGAAAUAUCAACCUCCACCAUAUGCUUCAAACAAUUACAACACACACUAUGGAACAUCCGGUUCAACUCACCAUCAUCAUCAUUAUUAUAAUAAUUAUUCACCUAACAAUAAAUACAAUGACCAAUAUUACGUUCCAAAUUACUAUUCUUCUCCGCAGUACGUAUACAUUCAAGAUUAUAGAAACUCACAUAGCAGAUUCAACGAUAUUUUAACUGGCCUGGCUUUGUACAAUUUAGGCAGAAGCCAUAGUCAUCAUCACACUAAUUACUAUUACGAUGAUUACUACAGAAGAAGGUAUGAAACUGCUCCUGGUUACUCUAAUUCCAAACCCGAAGAAGCAGCUCAAUGUUCUCUGAAAGUUAAAGAGAAUAAUCAAGAACAGUAUCUGAAGAUUCCUUGCGAAAUAGUUUCUACAUUCACAGAUGGUGCUCAGAAAAAGCCCGUUACAUCUGUUAACCAGACGUGCAUUACAAAAAUUGCUGUUACAAAUACUACUAAUGUAACUCAAAUUGUAACGAAUGCAAAUAUUACCAACAAAAAUAUAUUAGACGCACCAAUUAAUAUCACAACAGGAAACAUUAAUUUAGCUAAUAAAACUCAAAAUGUUAUUCCGAUUAAUGUUUUAGUGAAAAGUGACAAUAAUACAAACAACUCAACAAUGAAUAGCCUUAUCGCAGUGAAUUCUACAGAUAAUGUACCAGUUAACGAGACAAAUCAGAAUACAAUUUUUAAUGCUCUUUCAAUAAAUUCUACUGGAAAAAUAAACGGACCAAGUGAGAAUGCUACUGUAAAUUUGACGGCAAUAAAUUCUACUGAACAUAUAAAUACGACUUAUCAGAAUGCUCCUGUAAAUUUGUUGGCAGUUAAUUCUACCGGACAUGUACCAAUUACUGAAACACAACUUAAUUCUACGGGAAAUUCUAUUUUACCUAUGACAUUACCAAGAAAUAGUGUACCAAGUAAUUCAACAGCUAACAUUUCACAAAAUACUCUAAACAAUAUAAGUAUAACAACAUGCACAUAUGAAUACAAACCUGAAACUGUUGAUCCUUUGAAUUUGAAAGGACCUAAAUUGAAUCCAAAUGGUGCAGAAUGUACCGUAGAAAUCCGAACUAAAGAUGCAGUGCUACAUCAAAAUGUAGAUUGUGAUGUGCUGCUGAGUUAUUCAAAGCUUCCUGAGCCGAAAAAGAAAGAAAGUUUAAUAAUGCCGUCGAGGGAGAAACUAAAAUCUUGGGUAGAAAAACCUCCAUGGUGGAUGUCAAUAUUCAUUGCAGCUUAAUUGUCGUCAAUUAAAAUCGAUUCAGCUGUGUUGUGGUUGUAAAUAUAAAUUGUUUUAGGCGUGUGUUUGUAGUUUUGUGGCUAGCUCAAUCAGUGUUAUGAGUCCGUGACAUACUUUUUAUUUUAGUAACUGGACAAACUCAAUACUACAUAUCUACUGUAAAUUGUGUAAUGUGAGAGCUAAGGUACUUUCGAUAUUAAGUGGGGGUUGAAAUUAAGCAUUUUUUAAAAUGCUUUUAAUUCUGUGGAUAGAGGCGCUUUGCUGACAGAAGUAAAGAACAAAAUUCCCUCCAUAUACAAAUAUCUUUGGCAAUAUUAUAGUGAAAAUUCUAAAUUAAUAUUUAAGGACAACCUUUUACUCUCCUGCGUGGGAUAUCAGCAAGGCGACCCACUUGGGCCAGCCAUAUUCAGCCUUGCAAUUCACCCCAUAGUUGAGUAGUUAAAUUCUAAAUUAAACAUCUGGUAUUUAGAUGAUGGGAUCUUAGGGGGUGAUUAUGAGACUGUUUUGAAUGAUUUCCAAAUUUUAACCACCAACCUUAGUAAAUUGGCCUGGAUCUUAAUUUUUAAAAGUGUGAACUAUAUAUUUCGGAUAGCUGUAAUUACAAGGAAAAAAAUAUUAACGAUUUUAAUACUUUUCCUCCUGAGAUCAAAAUUUUAGACAAGGAUUCACUAUACCUUCUUGGGUCCCCUAUUUUUGAUGAAUCUUUUUCACAUUUUAUAGAUAAUAAAAUUCAAAAUUUUCAAUUUGCUUCUAGUCGCCUUUUGGAUAUACAGUCAUAGUUUGCUUUCACUAUUAUUCGACAUUGUCUUUUCGUUCCAAAUUAACAAU